Messenger RNA from Sphaeroforma arctica JP610, 1820 nucleotides. RefSeq lists its product as hypothetical. The record is from RefSeq and is a predicted model, not a curated record. Lineage: Eukaryota; Ichthyosporea; Ichthyophonida. The transcript has a single exon. The coding region runs from base 176 to 1183 and encodes 335 amino acids.
UAGUUACAAAGAUAGAUUCACUGAUGAAGUCUCUUAUACCACACGUAUAGAUUAUUAUUACCUUGUUUAUACUUGAAUAGUAAAUACACGCUGCUUUCACAUUCACAAUCAUAUGCUUCUAUUAUAACGCAGAAUUUCAUCACAACUACAACCUCGUGUCAAGCUAAAUGAAUUGAUGUCCGUCAGAGACUAUUUCGAGGCCGAAGAGCGUAUGUGCCACCCCUGUAUUAAAAGCAAACUUAACGGCUGUGUUAUUAUGGUGUCGUCUGCUACCAUAGCAACUGAACCCCUGUCCAGAAGGCAAGCCAUUCGAUACGAAUCACAAGGUCAAACUUUGGAUCACAGAGCGAUGCUGAGAUCUUCAUGUGCGCGUAUGAUGGCAGGUUGUAACUAUAUUCGUAAGUAUCCGCACGAGAUUUAUAGCUUUUCUCGAACCAGCUUUGCUUUGCGUGCCGAAGCCCAGGACGUGUGCAAGAUGCUAGGUACUCCCUAUCGACCCUUUGAGGACUCGCUCCCAUUGCCUCGCGCAUUUGCCAGCUAUGAAGAGAGUGUUGUGGGUGCGAUCGGCGAGGAUACCUUCGAGGAUGAGUAUAUUGAGGAAACAAUAGAUAUAUUCGGCCAAGAUAAUAAGUUUGAUUCUGAGUUCUACAACGAAGAUUUGGAUUUGUUCGAUGUUUAUGAUGGAGACGCACAUGCCUACGAGUGUCUAACCGAGUAUACUGAAGGAAGUGGUGUGAAGAGUGCCAUGAGAACCGAAGCUGUAAAAGAUGAUUGCGAUCCAACUGUUCUCAUUAAAGCCGCAACCGUAUUAGAUACGGUACUAUAUCCGAAGGAUGGGUCGAAGACUGACGCGGACUGUUUUGUGCUGGAAUCACAGGCCUUCCCACACGUGUACGGCGACGUGUUUUCAGCCAAGUAUGGCAGUGAUACGAAUGAAGCACAUGGGAAGUGCCAAUGGAAUAUUGACAUUAUCGACAGCGACUCGGAUAGCGAUGUAAGCGAAGAAGAUGACGAUACACCGUCGGACGAUGAUAUGAGCUCGGCUGGCGAUAUGGUUGCCAAAGGUGACGUUCAUGACAUUGCGGAUGAUGUACGUGAUAUGUCUCGUAAAAUUAUCAGUGGCCAUGCAGGUCUGUACGAGGUGCACAGGAAGAUGGGCAGUGUCACGAAGUUACGCGCAUAGACGGCCGGAGUCCAAUUCAUUUACGUACACACACACACACACACAACAAACACACACACAUAUAGCAAGUAUGUAUGUGGAAACAUUUAUCAACUGCUGUAUACGAUUUGAUCGAUCUCAAUCAGUUUUUAGGUCCUAAAAACAAAAGGAAUACCCAGGGGCCGCCAUAGCUGAGUGUGUGCGCGCUCUGGUGGGUCCAAUAGGUCUUAUAAAUAUUAGUAAUCACUUACAACCGAAUCAUUAGCACGUGUACGGAAUAAAUGUUUAGGAAUGCAGGAAAAAGCGAUCCAGUUUUACUUGUUGCCUUUGUGUUUGGUACCGUCUAUUCUAAUCGAGUUCAGGACCUCAUCGAUGAGUAGGCUUUAAAUAGGGUUUACAAACCUUAAACCCAAAAACAUAAAUCCAGACAUCAAUACGCCAAGUACUUGCACGCAAAGUCGAUAAUUUCACAGCUUCAACUUCAUAGAUUCGCGACUAGCUCCACUAAGGAGACUACAAACGUCCGAAUAAAACUACGAUCAUCACUUAUUAUUUGUAAGUUUGAAUCAUUGGUUUGUAUGUAGCUGAGAAACCAAGCAAGCGUACUUGUUACGUUGUGAAUUGUGCUAAUAUUUAAGUCUAGCAUAUUUGCUACCUA